AUGUUCUUCGCCCAGACCGUGCCAGCGGUGCGGAAUGCCGCCAUUGCUCUGGCAUUGAUCCACCAGAACUACUUGGAUGGCUUUUCUAGAGGCCGUGCUCAUCGACCGCAGCAGCCCUUGGAAUGCAUGCCGUCGGAUAGGUCUCCCUUGCUUCACUACAAUCGGGCCAUUCAACUGCUUCUGAACCUAGAGAUUGGCGACAGCACCGAAACAACAGCCAUCACCCUUUUGGUCUGCUAUCUCUUCUCCUGUUUUGAUCAUCUGGCGGGCAACUAUGUACAAGCAGUAAAGCACCUACGGGGAGGCGUGGAGCUCUCGCGCAACAUCGACAAGUCACUGCUGAACAACAAUGAGUUAUAUGACGAUGCCAAGCCCUCUGGGGUCCGCACAGUCAUAUGUCAGGUCACAAGACAGAUCCGCCGUCUCGAUGCACAGGCCGUGACAUAUCUGAUUGACUGGACUCCGGCCGAUAUCCAGGAGGCACUUACGCCGCACUUUCCAACCUUUGACAGUGCCUUUCGGUCCCUCGACCAAGCCGCCGAUCAGCUCCAGAUUCUCGUCGCUCGGGUGAUGAUACUGCACUAUACGGCACAGCAAAUGUCCCUGGUGGAUGAGAUACCCCAGCCACCUGUGCCACCGAAGGAUAUCGUUCUUGGGCAGUUGGAAACGUGGUUGAGCCUUUUCGAAAACAUGCCGCAACUCGGCAACAACUCCUACGAGACAGAUUCCGAAACCUACCCUCUGAUAUCACUUCUGCGCUUACAACAUACCAUCUCAUGGACUUUACUCAGUGGUCACGGGCCUGGCGGGGAAAUGGAGUAUGAUAAAUUCCUGCCCCAGUUCCGGCAAUGCGUAGCCUUGGCAGGCUACGUGGCGGCGGCGCAUGAGCGGUAUGCGGGGUUGUUGAAGCCGACUUUUACGCCCGAGAUCGGAAUCGUCCCCGUUCUUUACAUCAUUGGUGUCAAAUGCCGACAGCCCGUGGUCCGGCGCGAGGUGUUAAGGAUCUUACGACAGCGACCGAUACGCGAGGCUGUUUGGGAUAGCAUCUAUGCCGCCAGGGUAGUGGAACGGGCAAUCGAGAUUGAAGAGGAUGGUGGUGAUGGAGAGCGGGAAGCAGCAACGAGCAUGGAACAAAUUGCUGUGUGGCAGAGGAUCGAGAGCAUGUCUUGGGCAGAUGUCGUUGAUGGAAAGUCUCCAGCGAGGUUGGAUAUUGCGUAUACGUUCUGCACGCGGGAGGGAAUGCAUAUGGAGUCUCUCCUUAUAUAA
Molecule: messenger RNA, 1266 nt
Organism: Colletotrichum higginsianum IMI 349063
Lineage: Eukaryota; Fungi; Ascomycota; Sordariomycetes; Glomerellales; Glomerellaceae
Product: C6 zinc finger domain protein
Exons: 1
Coding region: 1-1266 (421 amino acids)
Source: RefSeq, a predicted model, not a curated record